AUGGCCAGCGCUGGAAGUAGUAGCUCAUGGAACGUGCAGGCGAAGCUGAGCCAGUUGGCGGAGCAAGCGGACGAGGAGGAUCGACGCACCCGUCGCCGGAAGCUUCUCUGGUGCUUCCUCGUCGUCGCGCUCCUGUGCGUCGUCCUUCUGACUCUCAGCUUCCCCUCGGCGGAAUUCUCACCUUCCGAUUCAUUCCCAUCCGCGAAGAGUUUCAUCGGCCCGUUCAGCAGCAGCAGCAGCAGACCCAGCUAUCCCUUCUCUCCGCCUUUCCUGUCCCGCGGCGCCACGUCGACUCACACUCUUCCAGACAACUUCGAGGUUCUCGUAUGCGCACCCAACACCACACGCGCCAACGCAGCGACGCACGCAAAUGCCGAUCCGAACUUCCCACGACCAGUGCCAUGGGUUCCCCGGCCGGGGAAAUACCUGCUAGCGACGUGCGUGAGAGGGCGGCUGACGAACCGCCACGAGUGCCUGCACAAGUCGCUGCUCGUCGCGAUGCUUCUCAACCGCACGCUCAUCGUGCCGCCGCUCGACGUCUGCCCACACGCUUUCUUCUCCCACGGGCAGUACAAUCUCGCCAAUUCCGUCGAUCUGGAUCACCUCAGCGCGUGCUUUGGGGGGAGCGGGGGAGUCGGCACUCAAGGAGCAGCGGCGUCGGCGGCGGCGCCAGCAGCAGCAGCAGCAGCAGCAGCAGCAGCAGCAGCAGCAGCAGCAGCAGCAGCAGCAGAUAAAGGGGGAAUGGCGCCUGGCGUGGUCACGCUACAGCAGUACCUGGUAUCAAAUCAUAUCGUCAUGCUCAAGGUCGACCUGCUUGCCUGUGGCCUCUCGCCCGACCCUCCACCUGAAGCCUGCCCAGGCUUCUCCGCGUGCAACAACAACCCUAAGCUCAACCCUAUAGCCUUCCCAUCGAAUCAUUCCACCAUCGACCUCCCUGCCGGCCGGCUCGCAGACCUAGCCUCCCGCUUGCAUCAAGCCCUCCCUCAGGCUUCCAAUGCGUCUGUGCUGUGCCUGGGGGAUCUAAUUUACAUCGACAUGAGUGAAAUCCGACAGGAAGGGUCGUUUCUUUCUCGAGAUAUCCUUCCCACCGACUGUCCAUUCCCGCUCCGGCCGUCGCCCAAUGCGGUGGCUGCAGCUGCGUGGUUCAUGCAGGAAUACACAGGGCGGGACUUUGCUGCUCUGCAUCUGAGACGAGGGGACUAUUACCGGCGGUUUCAGUCGUCUCAGGGUGCCAAGGCGGAUUAUUUUCCCAUGGAAACUAUUGCAGAAUACAUCGCAGAGACUCUAGCUGCUGCUAACGCUGCCGCAGCAGGGGGUGGCGCUGCUGGUGCAGCUCUCCAAGUCAAUGCAACAGGCGCUCAGAGUACUAGCAGCAGCGCAUGGAACGUGGAGGCGAAGCUGCGCCAGCUCGCGGAACGAGCGGACGAGGAGGAUCGACGCACCCGUCGCCGGAAGCUUCUCGGCUACUUCCUCGUCGUCGCGCUCCUCUGCAUAGUCCUCUUCACUCUCAGCUUCCCCUCGGCAUUCUCCCCUUUCGAUUCAGUCACAUCCGCGCGAAGUCCCCGCUUCGCGUUCAGCAGCCUGCUGAGCAUCAGACCCAGCUAUCCCUCCUCUCGACCUUUCGUUUCCAGCGGCGCCGCGUCGACCCGCCACACUCUUCCCGACAACUCCGAGGUUCUCAUAUCAUGCGCACGCAACACCACACGCGCCAACAGCGCCGCGUCGCCGUACGCAGAAGCCGACCCGAGCUUCCCACGACCAGUGCCAUGGGCUCGCUGGCCGGGGAAAUACCUCCUAGCGACGUGCGUAAGAGGACGGCUAACGAAUCGCCAUGAGUGCCUGCACAAGUCGCUGCUGGUCGCCAUGCUUCUCAACCGCACGCUCAUCGUGCCGCCACUAGACGUCUGCCCGCGCAGUCGCUUCCACCAUGCGCAAUAUAACCUCGCCAAUUCCGUCGACCUGGAUCACCUCAGCGCGUGCUUCGGAGGGGCUGGGAAAAAAGGCAAACCAAGGGGAAUGGCGCCGGGUGCGGGGCCUGGCGUGGUCACGCUACAGCAAUACCUGGAAUCAAAUCACCUCACCAAGCUCACAGUCGAUCUGAUAGCAUGUGGCCUUGUCAAAGACCCUCCGCCCGAAAGCUGCCCAGGCUUCUCCGCGUGCAACAACCCUAAGCUCAUCCCCAUAGCCUUCCCAUCCGGUCAUUCCACCAUCGACCUCCCCGCUGGUCGUCUCGCAGAUCUCCCCUCCCGCUUGCACCAGGCCCUCCCUCAGGCUUCCAAUGCGUCUGUGCUGAGCCUGGGGGAUCUAUUUUACAUCGACACGAGUGAAAUCCGACAGGAAGGGUCGUUUCUUUCGCGGGAUAUUCUCCCCACCGACUGCCCAUUUCCACUCCGCCGACAAGUGCCGUGGCUGCAGCUGCGCGGUUCAUGCAGGAAUACACAGGGCCGGAUUUUGCUGCUCUUCACCUGA
This is a messenger RNA of Closterium sp. Naga37s-1, 2469 nucleotides long. The record is from the annotation of a GenBank genome assembly. Lineage: Eukaryota; Viridiplantae; Streptophyta; Zygnematophyceae; Desmidiales; Closteriaceae.